AUGUCCGGAGGACUAGAAGUACUCUCCGUCAAGGAGGAAGAUAUGUUGAAGCUCCUCGCUGCCGGAGCUCACCUUGGAUCCACGAAUGUUGACCAUCAAAUGCACCAAUAUGUCUUCAAGCGCAAGCCUGAUGGCAUUUUCAUCAUCAAUCUUAAGAAGACCUGGGAGAAGCUGUUGCUUGCGGCUCGUGCUAUCGUAGCCAUUGAGAACCCAGCUGAUAUCUGCGUCAUUUCUGCUCGUCCCUACGGACAGAGGGCUGUCCUGAAGUUUGCAUCUUCAACUGGCUCCACCCCCAUCGCUGGACGAUUCACCCCUGGAACAUUCACUAACCAGAUCCAG
Candidula unifasciata is the source of this 339-nucleotide messenger RNA. The record is from the annotation of a GenBank genome assembly. NCBI's taxonomy places the organism in Eukaryota, Metazoa, Mollusca, Gastropoda, Stylommatophora, Geomitridae.